AUGUUUUCCGAAAAGCAAAGACCUCCCUCUCUAACCAGGCGCGGUGGCUUCCUUUUCCUCUUUGUAUCGGCUGCUUGGCUCGUCUUUCGGUACCCGUUCACUGACUUUGACGUUAUCCAACAACAACAUGAACAUCCUCUUCUUAACAAAACCCAACACGACAACCAAGUCAACGAAUCACCAUCCACAGCCGCCAUUUGCGACAAAAACAUGUCAGUCUAUGUAUACCCUCUGCCGGCCAAGUUCAACCUCGGCCUCCUUCGCCACUGCCACAAACUCAACGUGCACACCGACAUGUGUCCCCACGUCGCCAACUCCGGUCUUGGCCAGCCAAUUUCCAGCGGCGGCUGGUUCGCCACCAACCAGUUCACAGCGGAGAUGAUCUUCCACGCACGUGUGGAGAACCAUCCCUGCCGCACGCGGGAUCCCGCGCGUGCCUCCCUCUUCUACGUUCCCUACUACGGCGGCUUCCACGUUUCAAACAAGUUCCGCGAACGUAACCUGACAGCUCGUGAUGAGCUGGACGUCAGCCUGGUUGACUUUAUCCAAGCGCAGCCUUGGUGGAACAAGCGCAAUGGUCAGGACCACUUUAUGGCCCUGGGGAGGGUCGUACGAGAUUUCAUCCGAAGGCCCAACGACCGCGACUACGGAGCCGGCCGCCUCCUAAAUCUACCCGCAGUGAAGAACAUGUCAGUGUUGAUCAUAGAGAGACAUCCAUGGCAAGGAAAGAACCAGUACGGCAUCCCUUACCCUUCGUACUUCCACCCGUCCACGAGUCAGGAGAUGGCGUGGUGGCAGAACAAGAUGAGGAAAGUCCGGCGGCCCUACUUGUUCUCCUUCAUUGGCGCCCCCAGAAGGAAGGCGGCUAUCAGGAAAGAGUUUAUAAGGCAAUGCGGCGAGUCAACUCGGUGCAAGCUCUUGAACUGCGGUUCUCCUGACGGCCGCAGCAAGUGCGGCGAGCCUAGUGAGGUGCUGAAGGUUAUGUCCGAGUCUCGGUUUUGCCUGCAGGCGCCCGGUGACUCGUUUACUCGGCGGUCAACGUUUGACUCGGUGCUUGCGGGUUGCAUACCGGUGUUUUUUUCACCUCACUCGGCUUACACUCAGUAUGGGUGGUAUUUACCUGGAGAGAGAAGCAGUUACUCGGUGUUCAUAGAUCAGAAAAGCAAAGCAGUGAGAGAAUAG
Prunus armeniaca (apricot) is the source of this 1182-nucleotide messenger RNA. NCBI's taxonomy places the organism in Eukaryota, Viridiplantae, Streptophyta, Magnoliopsida, Rosales, Rosaceae. The record is from the annotation of a GenBank genome assembly.